Stegostoma tigrinum is the source of this 2927-nucleotide messenger RNA. Its product is annotated as sodium/mannose cotransporter SLC5A10. Lineage: Eukaryota; Metazoa; Chordata; Chondrichthyes; Orectolobiformes; Stegostomatidae. Gene Ontology annotation, molecular function: D-glucose:sodium symporter activity. Gene Ontology annotation, biological process: transmembrane transport. The record is from RefSeq and is a predicted model, not a curated record. The transcript is spliced from 15 exons. Bases 234 to 2159 code for a protein of 641 amino acids. Gene Ontology annotation, cellular component: plasma membrane.
CUUGUGUUUACAGGGAUUCCUGUCACAGUGAUUAAAAGCUUUGCUUUUUAAAUUGAAGAACACACAUCAAUUACCACAUAGAUGGCACCUACUUUUGUUGCAAUGGCUCAUUGGUUUAAUGUGCGACAUUUUGAUUAAUAUCCAAUUUUUCAUCUGUUAACCAGCAACUCCAUUGGUAAGCAAAUUCGUAGUAUAUUCAUACAGCUUCGACAGGCACAAACUCAAGGGAAGGGAUGGAGAUGAACAGAACUGGCAGCUAUCAUCUCUCUGCUCAGUCCUUCAGUAUCUCUGACAUUAUAGUCAUCGUGGCAUAUUUUGUGCUGAACGUAUUUGUUGGAAUAUGGUCCACAUGCAGAGUAAGCAGGAACACACUCAGUGGAUACUUUCUUGCAGGCAGGAAUAUGGCGUGGUGGCCUAUUGGGGCAUCGCUAUUUGCCAGCAGUGAAGGUUCCGGACUGUUCAUUGGCCUGGCUGGCACUGGCGCAGCUGGAGGAAUUGCUGUUGCUGGAUUUGAGUGGAAUGCCACCUAUGUGCUUUUGAUGCUGGCUUGGAUAUUUGUCCCUGUCUACAUAUCAUCUGGAAUAGUGACCAUGCCUGAAUACCUUCAAAAGAGAUUUGGAGGGGAACGGAUUCGAAUGUAUUUAUCUGCACUUUCACUGCUGUUGUCUGUAUUCACCAAGAUAUCUACAGAUUUGUAUUCAGGAGCCUUGUUUGUGCAAGUGUGCCUUGGAUGGAAUCUCUACUUGUCGACAAUUCUGAUGCUGGUCGUCACUGCUCUCUAUACCAUAGCAGGUGGCCUGGCUGCUGUUAUCUACACAGACACACUCCAGACAGUCAUCAUGAUCAUUGGAACUGUGAUACUAACCAUUGCAGCUUUUAACAAGAUUGGAGGGUACCACAACCUGGAAAGUGUAUACCUAAAGGCAGUUCCAACAAAGAUUAUUCCCAAUACAACGUGCCAUCUCCCCAGGGCAGAUGCCAUGCAUCUAUUCAGAGAUCCAGUGACUGGAGAUCUCCCAUGGACUGGCAUGAUCUUUGGAUUGAGCAUCCUGGCGACAUGGUAUUGGUGCACAGAUCAGGUAAUUGUGCAACGGUCACUAUCUGCAAAGAAUCUGAGCCAUGCAAAGGGUGGCUCAAUACUGGCAAGCUAUCUCAAAAUGUUGCCUAUGAUUUUCAUUAUAAUGCCCGGGAUGAUCAGCCGUGCCCUCUAUCCAGAUUCAGUUGCCUGUGUUGAUCCUGAAGAAUGUAUAAAGGUGUGUGGCACUGAAGUGGGAUGUUCUAACAUUGCUUUCCCAAAACUUGUGAUUGAGCUGAUGCCUGAUGGUCUACGUGGACUUAUGAUUGCAGUAAUAAUGGCUGCUCUCAUGUCAUCUCUGACAUCAAUAUUCAACAGCAGCAGUACACUGUUUACAAUAGACAUCUGGAGAAAGAUUCGGAAGGAUGCCAGUGAACGGGAAUUACUGCUGGUUGGAAGGAUUGUGACGGUGAUACUGGUCGCAGUAAGCUUGGUAUGGAUCCCAAUAUUGCAGAGUGCUAACAGCGGGCAACUCUUCAAUUAUAUUCAAUCGGUGACCAGCUAUUUAGCUCCUCCUGUAACUGCAGUUUUUGUUCUUGCUGUGUUUUGGAAACGAACUAAUGAACCUGGUGCAUUCUGGGGCCUAAUGGUUGGACUAGCAGCUGGCCUGGUGCGAAUGGUCAUGGAAUUUGUGUAUCCCUCGCCACGGUGUGGAGUGUAUGAUCUAAGGCCAUCACUAUUGAAGAAGGUUCACUACCUCCACUUUGCGGUUAUUCUGUGCACCCUUACGGCUCUAAUCGUCGUGGUGAUCAGCCUGCUGACAAAGCCUCCUCAUGAAAGCCAGUUGAAAAAUGUAACAUGGUGGACAAUUUCACAAGAGAGAAGGCAGCCUGACAUCAUCCUUCAAAAGGUAUCUCCAGAAAGGCACGCCUGGGACAACAGAAUUGAAGGUGCUGAGGAGGCUGUAGAACAGAAAUGGUCAUGGAUUAACCUAUUCUGUAGUAUUAAGACAAGCAGAGAGAACAUGCCUGUACAAUGCAACCUCUCUGAAAUCCAUGAGAAGCCAUUCUGGUCGCGAGUGUGUUGUAUAAAUGCAAUCAUUCUCAUGUGUGUGAACAUUUUCUUGUAUGCGUACUUUGCUUGAUAAAAGAAAUUACCUGAAAGACGAUGGGAUGAAAGAGUUUGUGAUGUGAUAUAUAUAGAAAGAAAUUUCAGUGGUAUAUGCAGAACAAUUGAUUUCACAUUUGUUCCCUCACAACUGCUGUGUUCACUGUUUCUAUAAUUUCCUGCAGCCCUCCAAGAUGAAUCCAACUUUGGCGUCCUGAAUGUUAACAAUUUGAGUUGCUCCAUCAUUGGCAGUAAUGCAUUCUGUUGCCUUGGCCCUCAUCUUUUAGAUUCUCUCUCUAAACCUCUCUGCCUUUGCAUCUCUCCCUAAAAUGUGCCUCCUCAACAAAGCUUUUGAUUGCCUGUCCCGUUAUCAUCUUAUGCAGAUCAAUGUCAAAUUUUGUUUGAUUGUGCUUGAUGUGAUGUUUCACUGCACUAAAGGAGCUAUGUAAACACAAGUUGUUGUUGUUGUUGUGCUGUACCUACUCUUUGAGGCCCUAAAUUUUUAGUCCCAUAAGGAUCAUGAGGAUCAAUGGUCGGCACAACAUUGUGGGCUGAAGGGCCUGUUCUGUGCUGUACUGUUCUAUGUUCUAUGUUCUAUAAACUGACAAUUAACACAUUGUUUUAAAUGGUAAAUACUGACAAGAAAACCUGUCAGAAAAUGCAAGAAAUAUGCAACAGGUCAAUAAGCAUCUGUGACGCUUCUGGUGUGUGCCCUGUAUAUUUUAAUUUCAGAUUCCCGUGUUUUUAGUCUUAAUCUUACUGUUCCCAUGUGAUGUGGAUGACAUGUGUAAUUAUUAAAAUUAAC